Molecule: messenger RNA, 970 nt
Organism: Phragmites australis (common reed)
Lineage: Eukaryota; Viridiplantae; Streptophyta; Magnoliopsida; Poales; Poaceae
Exons: 5
Coding region: 94-540 (148 amino acids)
Source: RefSeq, a predicted model, not a curated record
CUCCCAUUCUCUCCACUCCUAUCUGCUCUACUUCUCAUUCAGUCGGACGAACCACUGCAUCUUGCUUCUUAAUUUGUUUGGAUAGGCACAGAGAUGAGGACUUCUGCUGUGGCCUUUGUUGCGUCUCUUCUCCUACUACUGGCUACAAGAGCACAUGGAAUCAGGCUAGAGAGGCGGUUACAUGGAGCAAUCAACAGCAAGGAGAUGGGCGAUGCGAAGUCCGGCGAAGCAUCCAUUGGUUACUCGGUGAACAAGCACUGCACUCCCGAUGGGCAUUGCUCAGGAAAGGUGAAAAACCCACUGACGCACGCUGAGACGAGUGCAGCCAAGAAUCAGAUCACCGAGAGGAACGGUCACACAAGUGUCGCCGAGGCCACGUCUCACAAAGCGGAGGUGGCGAGCCACGGUUCCCAAGAGGAAGCAGCGUCCGUCGUCCGCGGCGCGGGCGCGCCGCGGCAGCGGCAGACAUACCCCGACAUCCUCGACAUUGCCGGAAUGGAUUACUCACCGGCCACAAGAAAACCUCCCAUCCACAACUGAACGAACGCCGGUCAGCCGACCUUCGAUGAGAAAGAUCAGCACGUGAGUGCAGCACGCAGUACAAGUACUCUACUAGCUAGCUAGCUUCUAGUGCCCAUUAGCUUUUUUCGUUCAUUAGUUUAGCUGCUUAUAGCUGGGCUAUCUUCUAGAAUUAGUAAUAGCUAGCAAGUGCUCCGAUCCUGAUCCCUGAGUCCUGAAUAGAAUAGCGCGUACAGCUAGUGACCACUCGAUACUGGACAGCAUCGAAGGAAAUGCUGCACCUUUUGUGACGACGAUACUACUCUACAAAACUUCUGCCGCUUGUUUUCAUCUCGAGUGCCCCGCGGAUGUAACAUGCCUGCCUGUGUAACACCGCGCUUUUGACCGCUUCUGAUCUGCAUCGGUUAAUCUGGCACUACUCUCCGAUACUAUAUUCUGCUACUCCAUUGUU